This is a messenger RNA of Closterium sp. Naga37s-1, 3123 nucleotides long. Lineage: Eukaryota; Viridiplantae; Streptophyta; Zygnematophyceae; Desmidiales; Closteriaceae. The record is from the annotation of a GenBank genome assembly.
AUGGGGAGGAGCGAUGGCGCGGGAGUGGCUGGGCGGGUGGCUGUGAUGGGCGUGGUGGCGGUGAUGGCGAUGGUGGGGAGCAACGAGGGCCUCACGAAGGGCGGUUGGGCGCAGCGCUGCUUCUGGCGCAGCAGCGCCUGCAGCCGUGGCUUCCUCCCCAUCAUGAUGGCGCACGCUGCUCCUCUUGACCCCACCCAGUGGCCGGGGCUGCGAGACAUGAAGGCGCAGUGGGGCAGUAUAAUACCGGCCAUCACCGACACCUGGGCGGAGAACGCUGACUGCAACGGAUUCGGAAGUGUCACGUGCAACGGUGCUGGCUUCGUGACAACGAUAGACUUAGCACGCAAACAACUAACGGGCUCCUUUCCUGCGACCAUUGGUGUCUUCAACAGCCUCGAAUACCUCUAUAUGGGCGAAAACCUUCUAUCGGGCUCACUCCCAUCGACCUUCUCCAAACUCGUUUCUCUAAAGGAAUUCGUCGCCAAUAACAACCAGAUCAGUGGGCCCUUGCCUGAUGGUAUCGGUGCUCUCACUAACAUGUACCAGCUGCAAUUGCACUACAACCAAUUGGAAGGGCCACUCCCAGCAUCAUUCACCCAUCUAUCUGUGCUAAGGAUAUGCGAGAUUUUUAACAACCAGAUUUCGGGAUCUCUACCAGAGACGCUUGGGAGUCUCUCCCAACUAAUAUCUUUCCGUGCCCACAACAACCUCUUAUCGGGUACCUUGCCUUCGACUCUAACAACCACGACUAAUCUCGGUUUCCUUCAUCUGCAGAACAAUGCCCUGAGUGGAACCAUCCCUACCAACCUGGUCACUAUCACAACGAUUGGAGAUCUAAACUUGGCGCACAACAAAUUCAGUGGCCCCCUUCCAACGGCAUGGACGACACCUGAUAUGUUUAAGCUCAAUGUAGGCAACAACCUGUUGAGUGGCACUAUACCUGACGAGAUCACAGGCUUGAUCUAUCUCACACUGCUAGACCUGAGCUCCAACCGCCUGACUGGCACCAUACCGCAAGGUCUUUCUAGUCUUACCGAGCUAGAAACUCUCAACCUGAGGAACAAUCAGCUCACAGGGAAGGUCCUCGAGCCGUUGCCACCAGCAAUAAUAACGUACAAGCUGGACAACAACUACUUCAAUGAGGGGUUCUCCUCCCCCCCGCCGUGUGAUCAAGGCUACAUCACGUACCGCGGCAACUGUGCGGCCACGCCAGCACAGGAUCUAGUGUGUGGAGACAGCCCUCAGAAGACCGACUCUGUGUGUGCUGCCUUCUGUGGUGUCUCUCCCACUUCACCCGCCUGCAACGGCCAUGGCGUGUGCUUCUUGGACGGUCCCAGCAACACGCCCACAUGCCUCUGUGACGAGAACUACGUGGUUGGGGAGUAUCUUGGCAGCUGUGUGCCUGUGGCAGGUGGUAAGACGGAGCAGAAUUUGACGCCCACAGGAGCCAUGUUCACAGCCACUGGAGACGCCUCAGUGAAUGCAGCCACGCUCACUCUCACGCCCGCCCAGCCGUCCAAGGCUGGCAGUGUGUUCCUGGCAGCGCGCGUGCCGCUCUUCUCCUACCAGCUCAUCGGGGACACCUGCGGCCGCCAGCUCGCCUUCUCCUCCUCCUUCUCCUUCACUCUCACCCGCCCCGCCGCCUCCGGCUCCGAAGGGUUUGCCUUUGUGGUGGCCUUUGAUGCCACCCCGCCCACAACACCGGUGACGGGCGGCAUGGGGUAUGCGGGGAUGGGAGAGCGCAGCGUGGCAGUGGAGUUUGACACGUCGAUGGAUGCGGGCAACAGCGACCCUGACAGCAACCACGUGGGCAUCAACACCGGCGGCAGUGUCGUGUCAGUCGUCACGGCCAAGCCCAGCUUUCCCCUCAAUGACGGCACACCUAGGCACGUGUGGAUCGACUACGACCCUUCCUCCGAUGGCUCCCUGCGCGUCUUCCUCUCCUCCCAGCCAUCUCGCCCCACCAAGCCCCUCCUGUCGGCACGCAUCUCCUUGUGUGAGGAGCUCGCCCCAACUACAUCGGAGUACACCUUUGCCAUCGGCUUCACUGCUGCCUCCGCCACCCAGCCUCAAGGCCAUGUCGUCUUCGCCUGGACCCUCUCCACACGUUUUCCUAUCCAGCAAACUCCAGAGGCAUCGCUGGGCUUUACCUUCAGCGAGGCGGCGCUCUCUAUAUCGGGGAUGAAUCCUUUCUUCCGCUAUGCCAGCUCGGGUAGUGUAGCUGCUCAGAAUGGCAAUGACGUGUAUGGUGUGCAACCUGCAGCGUCAUGGGUUCGCCCUGACUUCACAUGGCCUGUCAGGACUCAAACCUCAACAUGCGGCGACUGCUGGGCGUACGCAGUGGUGGGCAGCAUCGAGGCAGCAUACAGCAUCAUGACCAACACUGCAACGGUGAAGGCACUCUCAGUGAAGCAGUUGAAGGCCGCCAUGAAGGCCGGCUGCUCUGGCAGCACGCCUUCUCAGGCCUUCCAGCUGCUGCUCAAGCUGGCAAGCAAGGGAGGAGGGCUCGUGUUGGAGAGCCAGGGGGCGGCGGCGAAAGGCAAGAAGGCAGUUGUGAAGGCAGGCAGCAGCAGUCCUCUUUGCUAUCCGUUUCUGAAGCCACUGGCAAAGCUGUUCCGUGUGUCGUGUGGCACUGCUAACCCACGUCCCCCCACUGCGUUUCCCAUCAGUGGCUUUGAGUCGACGUCCUUCUACGGCUGGUUUGGGCUGCUGCUGGCCGUGCAGCGGCAGCCAGUGGUGGUGCACAUUGAGGCUUCCACGGACACGUUCAAGGAUUAUGAUGGGGACCCCGACUGCUUCACGUACAACCUGAACCACGUGGUGCUGCUGGUGGGGUACCGCCUGGUGGGCAAGGAAUCGCGCUUCCCCCACAUGGCGCCGCCCUUCUGGAUCAUCCGCAACUCAUGGGGGGCUGACUGGGGCGAUGGGGGCCACAUGCGCAUGGACAUCCAGGGGGGGGAUGGCGUGUGCGGCAUCAACUCGCUGCCGGGCCUCUACCCUGUCGUUAGAGCCUCUGUUGCUGCUGCUGCUGCUGCUGCUGCUGCUGCUGCUGCUGCUGCUGCUUCUGCUGCCGCCGCCGCCGCCGCCGCCGCCGCUGCUGCCGCUGCUGCUGCUUUUGCCUGA